Molecule: messenger RNA, 5035 nt
Organism: Erinaceus europaeus (western European hedgehog)
Lineage: Eukaryota; Metazoa; Chordata; Mammalia; Eulipotyphla; Erinaceidae
Gene: CTTNBP2NL
Product: CTTNBP2 N-terminal like
Exons: 7
Coding region: 420-2342 (640 amino acids)
Source: RefSeq, a predicted model, not a curated record
UCCGGAGCGCCUGGGAAAGAAAGGUGAUGUUUGGCAACAGCAAAGUCCCUCACCUGGAUAGUGCACUUUUCUUUGUCGUACAUGCGACCCAGAUUGGAGUCCAGCCCCCACUGCAUUAGAAGAACCUUUGGUGCUGUGGCAUCUUUUCUUCAUUCUCUGUCUACCAGAAAAAGAUAACCUGGAGCAGUGAAUCCCUGAUGAUGAUAACAAAUGGUGUUUGCAUUUUGAAGACAACUCCACUACUCCAAAAAUAAGGAGUAACUCAUUAUAGGAGCAACUAGAAUGGCAUUGGAGACUUUCCCAACAUGCUGAGAACAUUUUAAGUACAUUUGUCAGUCUUUUCACAUUUGAGCUGAAGAAAACCUUAGGAGUUUAUAUUUGAAGACUGAGCGUGACUGCCCAAUUAUCAGACUUUCAAGAUGAAUCUGGAAAAACUCAGCAAGCCUGAACUGCUAACACUAUUCAGUAUUCUUGAAGGGGAGCUUGAAGCAAGGGAUCUUGUUAUAGAAGCUUUAAAGGCCCAACACAGAGAUACUUUCAUUGAAGAGCGCUAUGGGAAAUAUAAUAUCAGUGAUCCUUUGAUGGCUCUUCAGAGAGACUUUGAAACACUGAAGGAGAAGAGUGAUGGUGAGAAACAACCGGUCUGCACAAACCCACUCUCCAUUCUUAAGGUGGUGAUGAAGCAGUGUAAGAAUAUGCAGGAGCGCAUGCUGUCCCAGCUGGCAGCUGCUGAGAGCAGACACCGAAAGGUGAUCCUGGACCUUGAGGAAGAAAGGCAAAGACAUGCACAGGACACAGCUGAAGGAGAUGAUGUCACCUAUAUGCUGGAGAAGGAGAGAGAGAGACUGACUCAACAGUUGGAAUUUGAAAAGUCCCAAGUGAAAAAGUUUGAAAAAGAGCAGAAGAAACUGUCCAGUCAGUUGGAGGAGGAACGUUCCCGCCACAAACAGCUCUCCUCCAUGCUAGUGCUUGAGUGCAAGAAAGCCACCAGCAAGGCAGCUGAGGAGGGGCAGAAGGUAGGAGAGCUGAGCCUGAAACUGGAGAAGGAGAAGAGCCGGGUAAGUAAGCUGGAGGAAGAGCUGGCGGCUGAGAGGAAGCGGGGCUUGCAGACCGAGGCCCAGGUGGAGAAGCAGUUGUCUGAGUUUGACAUUGAAAGAGAGCAGCUGAGAGCAAAACUGAAUCGAGAAGAGAACCGGACCAAAACUCUCAAAGAAGAGAUGGAAAGUUUGAAGAAAAUUGUUCAGGACCUAGAGGCGUCCCAACAGCCCAGUAGCUGUCAUGAGCCUUCAAAGAAACCAGUCACCAUGUCUAAAAGCACAUCGACUGAGUCUUCCAUGCUAGUAUCUGUGUCUUGCCAAACGGAGAGUUUUCAGGCAGAAAGAGCCCAUGGGAGCAAUAUGGCCAAAGUAACAGCCACUGGGCUAUCUGGUCCCACCACACCUACUUACUCUUAUGCAAAAACCAAUGGCCAUUUUGACCUAGAGAUGCAAACUACCAAGGAGUUGGCUACAGGCAGUAGUGUAGAAAACCAAGUGCCUCCACGAGAAAAACCUGCGGGGGUGACCCAAGAGAAAGUGGUGGAGAAUGGUGGGUGCCCUGUGGGAAUGGACACUUCCAUCCCAACACCUAGUCAUCUCCCUUCCAGCGGCAGCUCUCUGUCUCCCAGCAGCACUGCUUCCUCCUCUCUCACAUCCUCCCCGUGCUCUUCACCAGUACUAACUAAGCGCUUACUGGGUUCAUCUGCCAGCAGCCCCGGCUACCAGUCAUCCUACCAGGUAGGGAUCAACCAGCGGUUCCAUGCAGCUCGGCACAAAUUUCAGUCCCAAGCUGAUCAGGACCAGCAUUCCAGUGGUCUCCAAAGUCCUCCGUCCCGGGAUCUGUCCCCUACCCUCAUAGACAACUCUGCCGCCAAGCAGCUGGCCCGCAACACUGUCACUCAGGUGCUCUCCAGAUUCACCAGCCAACAAGGGCCAAUCAAACCUGUCUCUCCCAACAGCUCACCCUUUGGCACAGACUAUCGAAAUCUGGCCAACACUGCCAACCCACGAAAUGAUACUAGCCAUUCGCCUACUCCAGGGAAAGUGUCCAGUCCUCUGAGCCCCCUGUCUCCAGGGAUCAAGUCCCCUACUAUCCCCAGAGCAGAGAGAGGAAAUCCUCCACCCAUCCCACCCAAAAAACCCGGUCUCACAAGCCCUUCUCCAUCUUCUACCGCUCCACUGACCAAAACUCAUUCCCAGGCAUCCUCUCUGACCACCACCGAAGACCUCGCUGGCAGCUGCUCUUCUAAUGCUGCUGUAGCCAAUGGCAAGGACGUUGAGAUACUCUUACCUACCAGCAGCUAGUCCCCAGGAGGGAGUCUCUACAUGUGACAUUCCAUCAGAUUUCAUCCCAAGAGCUCAGAGUCAAACUGUUCGAGUCAAAUCAUGUUAUUUAUUUUGAUAGUAUGUGCAGCCAUGUGUAUAAUACAUUGAGUGUGCAUUUCACCUUUUUGUAUUUUUUUAAGUAGAAACUUGAGUAGGUUGGAUUUUUAUGACUCACAUCUUUGUACUAAAGCUGCAAGGGCACCUCAAGGAUAUCUCAAGCUCAACAGUCACCAUCACAUUGCGAUAGAGAAAGCUAAUUGAGUACUAGGUGGUGAUUUGCUGUCUGCUUUGGGACCAGAGUCACUUAACAGUCAUUUUGAAUUAUGCAGAAGUGGUUCAUGCAGAUUUUUAUUCCAGAUGAACAUUUUUUUAAAAGUGCCUGAAAUAAGACUGCCAAAUGAAUGUGAUUCUGCAGCUAAAACACAAAGCAGAUCAUUUGAUUGCAGAAAAUGAGAUCCUCUGUGAAUUCUGAAUGUUAAAAACCAACACUGCUUUUAACUCUAUUUUACUCUCUUUAAUACAAGCCUUGUGUUCAGAAACAAGGCUGCAUAUGUAGAAUGGGAAUCGUAAAGGUGGUGUGAACUUAGCACAAAGCUGAGCUUUCUUUGUUGAGAAACUCUCCUAAGCAGUAAGUAGUUGGGGUGCUGAUUAUCUUGUACUUUUAAAAAACUAAAUCACUCCCAGUUUCCUGCAUCCUUGAGUCAAAAGAAGUCAUAUCUCCAUUCAAACAAUGUCUUCAGGCAUCUACUGUUGUGUAAGGAACUUCUGAUUCCACUUGCUAGUACUUGAAUAGGAAAUGGUAACUCAUUCUGUGUAACAGUGCCACAGAAUGAGAUCUUUAUAAUCAAAAAGCAAUAACUUAAAAUUCACUCUUUGUAGUAUUAUAAGUCAGAAUUAUAGGUUUUACCAAUUUGUUACACUUACUCUCCAAGCUGCCAACACUUGGUGUCUUUAUCUGUGGAACCAAAAUAACUUUUGCCUAAAUGAAAGUAAUAUUUGUUUAAAUGUACACCCCCCUUUACAUGUCUGGCAUACACACUUAAACACAUAAAAAUUAGUGUGAUCAUAUCUUUAGAGUUUGCAAUAUAGCAUAAAGGAUGAGUAGAAAUGCACAUUAAGAUUACCUACCAAAGCAACCAUGGCUGGGACUCAGUGAUUCAAGGGAAAAAUCUUGUCCACAGGAAAGGGGAGAAAUUCUGUAUUAUGCAUCUUAGGCAUCAUAAAGCAGCAGAGCCAAACUCGGCCCAGUGCCACAGAAUUCAGCUGGUCAUAUAUAUGAAUGACUUAAACAGGUCACUCGUUUAAGUGAUGGGAGACAGUUGGGAAUAGUGGGAGCUGAAACAAACUGAAGUGCCCACAUCCCGCUGAGAAGGGCCACCCUGUGACAGCUCUGCUGUUUGUUGCCAUGCCAGGAUGAACCAGACCAGGGUUACUGUGUCUUUUUUUCCUAAAGUCCAUUUGUGAAUAUCAAGAAUUAAUUCACACAACUUUAAACACUGCUGAUUAAACAAACACUUCUGCAGCUGGAGCUGGCUCACAAGCUGCCGAGUUGCAACCUCCUCCACUCUAGAAACUUCUAUCAUUUCCAUCACACUGAGACUGUAAUGACAGAAGCUUCCAGAGUCCUCAACUUUUUUUAGCUAAUGGAGCUAACAAAGUUUAUUGAAUACUAUGAUUUCUCCCUCUGCCCUCCUGUUGAGCAGUAUUGCCCACAGCCCCACUCAGAUGCCAUUGUUAUGUGAUUUUGUGUCCACAGGGAUGGAGAAAGCAUGGUAUCAGUCUUAUACAUUCUCAGCCAUAUGUCAGCAGCCUCAAAAACCUCCUAUUAUAAUUUAAAUAUCUUCCCUCUUAGUCCAAUAUGAGUGAUAGGAGAAGAGGCAGGUGAUGUGUAUAUACUGUGUAUAUAAGUCACAGUAGAGUAUAUUGGUCUCUCCACAGCCUAUAGUUUGAUUAAGGUCUGUACAUAAAAAGUAAAAAACUAUUAUAUUCUAGCUGUGUGUACAGAAAUGGUGGAGGUACUUUAAAAUAAUCCAGAGCAGUAAAUCAUGCACUAAACUUUAUUCUCAUGCCUAGCCAAGCAAAUAGUGUUGAUAAAAAUAGUUGAACCUUCUAAACAAAAGUGGUUGUAGUCCCUGAAUAUUGUUACCUCUCUUGCUUUAAAUGGUAAUCUUAAAAGUUGCAUUAUACUCUUCCCUUUUUUGGAAUAUAUAUAUAUAUAUAUAUAUAUAUAUAUAUAUAUAUAGAGAGAGAGAGAGAGAGAGAGAGAGAGAGAUACUAUAAGGAAGUUAUUUCUUAGGAAGUGCACUGAAUAAUGUAUUUCUUUUACAGUGUAAUAUGGGGGUGGGGAAAUGCAAAGGAAAUAAUGUAUUUUUGCUAGUUGCCUAUCUUCUGAGAUAAAUAAGCACAAUACUGUAAUGGAUCCAAUAAUCCAGUUUGGUAUUAUAGAUUAGUAUUUAAGUUUACUGUAUAUAGAUUGAGUGUGUGUUAAGUAAAAGCACCAUGAUUCACAAUUUUGAUAAUUAACCCAUGUUGCAGAAGCUGUAUUACUGGUUGACAUAAUGAUGUGUAACAUAACACAAACAUUAACUAGUUAACAUUUGUAAAGCCAGAUGUACCAUGCAGAAACCUUUAUUCAUUUUUUAUAGGAGAAUACAUUAAAGCAAAUUAAAUUA